Messenger RNA from Haliotis rufescens (red abalone), 1254 nucleotides. RefSeq lists its product as uncharacterized. NCBI's taxonomy places the organism in Eukaryota, Metazoa, Mollusca, Gastropoda, Lepetellida, Haliotidae. The record is from RefSeq and is a predicted model, not a curated record. The transcript has a single exon. Bases 1 to 1254 code for a protein of 417 amino acids.
AUGUCGACAAAACACUCUGGUUCUAAAAGAAAACAUUUAGAUGCUAGCUCAUCUGAUGAUGAAAUUGAUCGCCAAUUGGAUUCCUGGGCUCGAUUCAUUGUGAUCGAGGCAUCAAAUCAUGAACCCAUGAAAUUAAAUCCAUUUGUCAUUUCGAAGGCUAUCAAUGGCUGUUGUGGUGAGGUUAAAAAUGUCACCCGCCUCCGUAAUGGCUCCAUACUUGUGGAGUGCGUACGGAGACAGCAAUCUCUCAACUUGUUAUCACUCAGCCAAUUUGCAAAUGUAGAGGUUGCUGUCUCAGCACAUCGAACACUGAACUCAUGUCGAGGCAUCGUACGAGACAGAGCCCGAUGUCUGUCUGACAUGAGUGAAGAUGAAAUUGUUGUAGAACUGUCCAAACAAGGAGUUACAGCCGUCAAACGAUUCACGAGAAAACAGGAUAACAACAUCAUUAAAACUAACACUUAUCUCUUCACAUUUUCACUUUCGAGAAUUCCUGAUUCAAUUAAAGCUGGAUAUUUUAAUAUCGGAGUGGAGGUUUAUGUCCCAAACCCACUCCGAUGUUACAAAUGUCAAAAUUUUGGGCACGGUGCCCAGACCUGCACCCGCAACCCAGUCUGUGUCCGCUGCAGUGGCUCCCAUGAGGGUACUCAGUGCACAGACACCAUUAAAUGUGCAAACUGUGAUGGGGACCACUUGGCCUCAUCCAAACUUUGUCCAAAAUUUAUUCUCCAAUCAAAAAUACUGAAAGUAAAACACACAAAUAAUGUCUCUUUUCGUGAUGCCAAAAUCUUAGUUCAAGCUCAAUCACCAAGUAUUCCCACAAAAUCCUAUUCGGCAGCUGUAACUUCCAAUCCUAUUGUUAAGGUUGCUACAACAUCUAUCGGAUGCCAGACAAACAUCUCUUGGGUGGGUGAUCAGCAGAAAACUGUAGAUGUCACAUCUCAAACAUCUUCUGAUGAUACUAUUACAGCAACAUCAGCCUCACAGACAGAGGUGCUACAAUCAUCACAUCCUGUUCAUGAAAUAUUGGAACCAGAAUCAUUGCAAAGAGACUUACAUCUAACAAAAACUGAAAAAAAGAAACUAAAGAAAACGGCGAGGGCACUCCACCACUUGGAGGUGCCUUCCUGUCAGUCCACAUCUGUUAAGGUUCACAACCAAAUUGAACCUUUGGCGAUGGAGGUCACUCCAUCGCAGACAGGCCAUGGGAGUAGACCUCCCUCCAAGACAAGAUCACCCAUAGAACCACCAUGA